AAAAAAAAGCUACUUACAACUUCGUCGCCGAUCAGCUGAAUCAACGGUCAAGAUCAACUCAAAACAUUAAUAAACGGACUAGAUUGUAUCUUCACGAAUCGGACUCGUUUACAUAAAGUCAGGGUUUUUGCACUAUUGGGCGAGAAUUGAAAGACGUUGGGGGGUUUCUCACUACCCAGAAAUUAUCAUCAUCCACAGAGAAACCCAAAAGAGAUUGAAGAAGAUGCAUUACAUGGGUUUGUUUAGUAGAGCUGGAAACAUAUUUAGGCAGCCUAGAGCGUUGCAGGCCUCAAACGCUAUGUUACAGGGCAAUCUUUCAUUAACUCCAUCCAAAAUCUUUGUUGGAGGUCUCUCACCAUCUACUGAUGUGGAGCUCUUGAAAGAAGCUUUUGGCAGUUUUGGAAAAAUUGUUGAUGCGGUAGUGGUUUUGGACCGUGAAAGUGGUUUAUCAAGGGGCUUUGGUUUCGUAACAUAUGAUUCGAUCGAAGUUGCUAAUAACGCAAUGCAAGCUAUGCAAAAUAAGGAGCUUGAUGGGCGAAUAAUUGGAGUGCAUCCAGCUGAUUCAGGAGGUGGUGGGGGUGGUGGUGGUUUUGCAAGAAGGGGAGGUUAUGGUGGUGGUCGUGGGGGAUAUGCUCGUGGUGGAUUUGGUCGCGGUGGAUUUGGUGGUGGUGGCUAUGGCUUUGUUCGUUAACUGGACAUCCAGAUAUGUCUACCGCCAAGAUUGAUUAGUCUGUGGUUUAAUUUUCUCUUCACAAAGACCACUAUUUUGUUAUAACAACGCUCUUAUGCUUGAACAAACAUAUCAAGCGGCUAAAGUUGGCAAAAACAUUUGUUGAUUCAAUUGGUAUUUGAUACAAAUUCAUAAAA
This is a messenger RNA of Arabidopsis thaliana (thale cress), 867 nucleotides long. RefSeq names its product glycine-rich RNA-binding protein 6 (gene GR-RBP6). The transcript has 5 exons. The coding region runs from base 224 to 691 and encodes 155 amino acids. Gene Ontology annotation, cellular component: mitochondrion. The record is from RefSeq and is marked reviewed. NCBI's taxonomy places the organism in Eukaryota, Viridiplantae, Streptophyta, Magnoliopsida, Brassicales, Brassicaceae. Gene Ontology annotation, molecular function: nucleic acid binding; RNA binding.